AGUUGAAACUUAUUCUGAUUUGCAUCUUAGUUUGUAAUGGUAGAGCUGUAAGGGGUUCAUCAUUUCAGUGGAGAUGAGAUUAGAUCAUAUGGAUGUCAAGAUCUCUGGAACCUAGCUACUUUGAAUGAAGAUGGCCGGGGAAGGUUCUGCGACAGUGCUUCACGGGAGUUGUUAGUUUCAUUUUACAGGACUUUCACCAGAUGGUUAAUGAUGGCCUGUAUGAUCACUGGCAGAAGUAAGAAAAGGAUGUGUUGCUGGGGUGCAAUAUCUGAAUCCUCACCAGACCCAUGUUUAACAUACCAAAUAUUUGUGGUAAAUAUGAAGUUGGGUGGUUGUUUGACUUGGGUAUCAAUCUUAUGUCUGCUUGCUGUGACCAAGUCUUCCCUGCAUCUAGCCUCUAGAAGUAGUUCAUUUCAUGCAUGUAAAGUGAACUGAUAAAUGCUGGAGGUUUUCUUUUCCUUUCUUUUUUGAUAUGUGAUCUUACUUGCUUACAAUGACUUGAGAUUCUAGGCAGACACGGCAAGAAUGACACAGCAUCCUGUUGAAGCCGAAACUGAGUCAACGGUUGAAGUUCAUGUGCCAAUUGCAACACCCUCAUCUGGUGCAAUAAGCUUAGAGGAGUUUGGAAUUGCCAUGGACACUUUAACCAAAGUGGAUUUGGACUUGACUUGUUCCUCUGAAAAGUUGGGUAACUUACAUAUUCUCCUAAUGCAUCUACUGGCUUGGGAUAAUGAUCUGGAGGUAAUAGCUGCGUACAGCUACAUAUCAGCAACAUCAAUAGAGAAGGCACUGGAAAUUGAUCUUUUGUCUGGAAUCUUAGAUUCAGAGGUAAGGGAGGUGGAGAGUUUCAUGGAUAAUAUCCAAGCAGGCAUUGUUGAUGCACGUUAUAAGAUAUCUGCAUGCAGACACUCACCAAAAGCACCGAGUACAAUAGAACAAAAGUUGGUCGAGUGUGAAGAAUCAUUUAAGGAAACUCAAGAUAAAGUAUUGGAGGUGAAGAUCGAAUCAACCAAGUUACAAAGAGCCUUUUUAGCUCUCAGACAUGAGAACUGGGAAGAUGCCAAGGCCAUUACACUGUCACUCACCGGUAAUGGGAAGCAAAAUUCGAAGAAGCAGACGGCAGAACAUCACAGACGUGUCCUGAGGAUGUUGGAGAAUUCGCUUACAAGAGAGCUAGAUCUCGAGAAGAAAUUGUCUGAAUCAAAGCAGAGUGAAGAACAGUUGAAAUUAAAGCUGCAUUAUACUGAACAGGUUGUGUUUCGGAUGGAAGAAGCAGCAGAAGUUGUUUUGGGAAGAUUCUUGGAGGCAGAAAAUGCUGCUGAAGUCUUGAUGGGAAUUUCGAAGGAACUAGUAGGCCACCUUCAGAUUAUUCAGUUCAACUUAAAUGGUUCAUUCCAGCGAGAAUCUGAGUUAAGGUCAAAGCUCCAAGACUCCAUCCAACAACUAGAUGCUAAAGAUGUUGCUUUGAAGAAGCUUGAGAUCAGCCUAGCAGAACAUAUUGCAAAAAGUGCUGAAGUUCCGCUGAUGAAAGACAAAGUGAAAUCACUUGAAGAACAGGUGAAAAAAUUUGAGCUAAAUCUUAAGACUGCAAAUACUGUACAUGAAGAGGAUCAAGUGCAGCUGGUUGAAAUGGACAAUCUAGUUGAGUCACUCAGGGAAAAUAUCUUUGAAGCUGAAACUAGGGCUGAGAAUGCGGAGGCCAAAGUUAGCCAGUUAUCAGAUACAAAUGUGGAACUCUCAGAAGAAAUCGGUUUUCUGAAGAGUGGGAGAGAUAGUGAUGCAAAGAAGGUAACCUCUCUCGAGAAGCAGUUGAUGGAACUUCAAAUCCAGGUGCAACAUUCAAAGUCAUCAUCUGAAACAAGUCAAGAGCAACAGAAUAUGUUGUACUCUGCAAUUUGGGAUAUGGAAACGUUGAUAGAAGAGCUAAAAUCGAAAGUCUCCAAAGCGGAAAUCAAGCUUGAGAAUUCGGAGGAACAGUGCAUCAUCUUGUCUGAAACUAAUGCCGAGCUUGACGAUGAGCUAAUCUUGUUAAGGUCGAGAAUGCGAAGUUUGGAGACGUUGUUGGAUCAAGCUAACAACUCCAAGGCUGAAAGUGCCGAAGACAUCAAGUUGAGGACCAACCUUAUCAUGGAUAUGGUAUUUCAGCUUGGCAGAGAAAGAGAACGGAUCCAGGAUCAGCUACUUUCUCUUAUAAAAGAGAAUGAGAUAUUGAAGGCGAAGCUGAGUUUGACACAAAAGUAUGAUUUCCCUAACUCCUGGACCAACAGACCAGGCGAUGAUUGGAAUCCACGCUCUUCUGCCAACAAUUCGUCUAAGGAGACAUGUGGUAAGGCUUGUGAAGAAGCAGCGUCCUUAUCCGGGACUAGUGAGGCAGAUCGGGGAAGCAUCGGAGACCAGAACUCAACAUGAAACUGAAGUGAAGACUGUUCAAGCACCAGAUGACAGAACCAACACGAUGAUGAUUUCAGAAGUUGAAGGAUUGAUGACAGAAGAUCAUGUACAACAAUAUUUAAAAGCAAUUUGGGCGGUUCUAUCUGCAGCAGCGAUCAUAUAAUUGUUGCACAAGGGCUCUAUCUGCACCAGCGAUUAUAUUAGCGUGAAGUACUGACUGGUCAGGUAGUCACCGAUCCAUUCAAGACUCAUUUUAAAUGCAAUAGUUCAUGGUGUUUGCGGUGGAAUGCGCUAUCUUUUACUGUAAAUUUGAUAGGCUGGCAUGUCUUUCAUUUUUAUUGUUUGUGUAUGUGCUUUGGAGAACUAUUGGAUUUAUGUGAAUAGGUGUUCUGAGUAUGUCUUCUUCUUUUUUUCAUUUAAUACAUUCGCUUU
Molecule: messenger RNA, 2823 nt
Organism: Linum tenue
Lineage: Eukaryota; Viridiplantae; Streptophyta; Magnoliopsida; Malpighiales; Linaceae
Source: the annotation of a GenBank genome assembly